Cornus florida is the source of this 492-nucleotide messenger RNA. RefSeq lists its product as uncharacterized. Bases 1 to 492 code for a protein of 163 amino acids. The record is from RefSeq and is a predicted model, not a curated record. The transcript is spliced from 4 exons. NCBI's taxonomy places the organism in Eukaryota, Viridiplantae, Streptophyta, Magnoliopsida, Cornales, Cornaceae.
AUGGUUACCCCAAUCUCCUCAAAAUGCAAAUACUUCAUCUUCACUCUCUUCUUUGCUGCUGUUUUUUGUUGUUACUCAGGAAAUGCAGAGGAAGAUCCUGGACAAAUAGCUGCAAAAGCUUUGUUGUGUUUCAAUAAUAAGUUUAUUUAUAUUAGCUGCGAAGACGCGUAUAGAUUAGACCAGAAUGGGAAUAUAAAUGUUCCCUAUCAAGCAACUGAUGGAUUCUGCAAUGGACCUUGCCUAGCUGAAACACAAUCACUGCUCAACUGCAUCGAUAACAUAGUCUCUCACUUCUUGUUCUACAACAAUGCCGGAGUUCGCGACAUCAGAGACACUCUCCAUGGUGGAUGUAGUUACACUAGCCAAAGAGGGAACUUCAAUGUUGGAGACUAUAUACAAAGUGAAACAAGCAAUUCAGAUGGGCUACUCAAUCCAAUCAAAUUCUAUGCCCUAGUGGUAUUCAUGGUUGGGUGGUUUUUGUUGAUGGUCUAG